Trametes versicolor FP-101664 SS1 is the source of this 648-nucleotide messenger RNA. RefSeq lists its product as uncharacterized. The coding region runs from base 1 to 648 and encodes 215 amino acids. The transcript is spliced from 2 exons. Lineage: Eukaryota; Fungi; Basidiomycota; Agaricomycetes; Polyporales; Polyporaceae. The record is from RefSeq and is a predicted model, not a curated record.
AUGUCCUCCAAGCCCAUUUUCAUCGAAUGCACUGCCCAGCUGGAUGGGGACAACGGGGCGCCAUCCACGCAGCGCGAAGGUGUUCGACUGGAUCUGCACGACUGCUUCACUGGGGGAUUACGAGAGACGUCCGGCAACCCGGAGGCGCGGAUGUGGUACGCCGCCAAGCACUACGCCGCCAGCGUGGUCGCCAAGCAGCGGUGCAAGCUCGUCGGAUGGUCGGCGGCCAUCCCGUUCACGAGCAUCAGCGAGAUCCGCGGCGGCGUCCCCCCGCUGCUCGAGCACCAGCGGCGGUGGAACCUCCCAGACGGCGACGCGGACAAGCUGCGCUUCGAGCGCGCGACGCCCGAGGACGUUGCCAACGCCCUGCGCGACCCGGAGAGCGUCCACCCGAACCCCGCGCACCUCCAGGCUGAGAAGCUCAAGGCUGCCGCAGCUCGCGCAGAGGCAAAGGCGAAGGCGGCAGUGGCGGACGUCGUCCCGGUGUGCACGUAUCACCCAGACGACUUGAGCUUUGUCGGGCUCGAUCUGACCUCCACUGGGCGCAGCGGGGAGCCGGGCGCAGGCGCACCUGUGUUGUCCUGUAUGUGCGCUCCUGUGUGUGAUUUUUGGGAUGGCGGAUGCCUGGGCAGCACGAAGCGGCAGUGA